This is a messenger RNA of Salvia splendens (bonfire salvia), 2102 nucleotides long. RefSeq names its product probable serine/threonine-protein kinase PBL25. The transcript has 5 exons. Gene Ontology annotation, biological process: protein phosphorylation. NCBI's taxonomy places the organism in Eukaryota, Viridiplantae, Streptophyta, Magnoliopsida, Lamiales, Lamiaceae. Bases 234 to 1778 code for a protein of 514 amino acids. Gene Ontology annotation, molecular function: ATP binding; protein kinase activity. The record is from RefSeq and is a predicted model, not a curated record.
UCCACCUUUUCUUCCCACGACAGCCUUCCUUCGGGGUCCUUCAUUCAUCUCUGGUGUGGAGGACCCAUAACCCCACUCCUUCAAAUCUAAUCUUUUAAUCAAGAAUAUUUGUGGGCCGGAGGAGGAAGCCUUGCGUGUGUUUUGGAGGGAGAACAUUAGUAGUAUCAUUUUUGGUGCUCCUUUGAUUCGUGACAAAAAGGAGCAGACAUUUGUUUUGAGAGUCAGGAGACGACAUGAGCUGCUUCCCAUGUUUUCAAAACAAGGACGACGACGAUGAGGAGGAGGAGGAUACCAAGAACAUUCCCGUUGCUCAGCCUAAGAAUUUCACCCCACAAUCCAACCCUCCUGCUGAUGUGAAUAAUAGCAAUGAUUUUAAAGAUCCAUUCGAAGAUAUCAGAAAUGAUGCAGAACUCGAAGAAGAUAAUAGCACCGUUAAAUCUUUCACCUUCCGCGAAAUCGCCACCGCCACCAAGAACUUCCGCCAGGAAUGCCUGUUGGGCGAAGGAGGGUUCGGGAAAGUAUUCAAGGGGACGAUCCAAUCCGGCGAGGUCGUUGCUGUAAGGCAACUUGAGAGGAACACCGGAGGCAAGGACUUCGUGUUCGAUAUCUCGAAUCUGAGUCUCCUUCGCCACCCGAAUCUAGUGAAGAUGGUCGGAUACUGUGGCGAAGGCGAGCAGAGGCAUAUGGUGUACGAGUACAUGCCGUCCGGUUCUUUGAAGAGCUUUUUAUUUGACCGUCAUGCUGGCCAGAAACCGUUGAAUUGGUCUGAGAGGAUGAAGAUUGCGCAUGGUAUUGCAGCUGGGCUCGAGUACCUGCACGAGAAGGCGGACCCCGCGGUCGUAUACCGCGACCUGAGAUCCUCGAACGUGCUCCUCACCGAGACCAAGAGCCCUAAGCUCUCUGAUUACGGGCUUGCCAAGAUCGUUGCGGGCGAAAACAAGAUGCAUAUGUCCGUGAUGACGGGUUUCAAUGGAUAUUGCGCCCCUGAAUUCGAGAAGAAUGGGGAGCUUACGAUUAAAUCCGAUGUUUAUAGCUUUGGAGUCGUGAUGCUCGAGCUCAUCACGGGGCGUAUGGCCUUGGAUACCUCGCUCCCACAGGAUGAGCAGAGCUUGGUUACUUGGGCACACCCGCUCUUCAAGGAUCCGUCCAAGUACUCUGAUAUGGCCGAUCCUCUCCUCCGGAAAGGGUUCCCGGUUACGGGGUUGAACCAAGCCAUCGGAAUGGCGGCCAUGUGCCUCCAGGAGGAGCCGAUAGCAAGGCCCUCGAUCAGCGACAUAUCAGCCGCUAUCAGCUUCCUCGCCAUGGCGCCUCCUCAGACACCUCUCCCCGAAGAAGAAGAAGAAGAAGAAGAAGCGGCUCCUGCCCCAUCAAAAGCCGGUGGAGACGGCCAUAAACAUGAGGAUAGUUCCUCAGAAAGCGAGGAGGAGGAAGAACAAAAGCAAGCCGAACCAAUAAAACACGAGCAAUCUGAUAAUAGCUCCGACGAGGAUUAUUCUGGCUCAGAGGCAAAGGCAGAGGCAGAGGCAGAGGCAGAGGCAGAGGCAGAGGCAGAGGCAGAGGCAGCAAAGCCGAGAGUGGAAAACAAGAAAGCGGGGAAGGUGGAAUCAAGAAGCAGUUAUUCGUCAUCAGAUGAUGACGAGUUGCCUCUCCCUCUUCCCAUUCAACAAUACCCCAAUUACGACCUCAACCUCGACCUCGACCAGUUUAGCUCGAGUAGUGAUGAAGAGAACUGGGAUGGCGGACAAGACGGCGUCCCCCACAACAACGAGGACCACUGAAAUGAAGCAACAAUAUGGAGAUUGCAUCUUAUCUUAUUCAUAAAUGGCUUUUUUGGGAGAUCAAGUAGGUGAAUCAUUUUUCAUCAAACACUUAUGUUCACCAUUGGAAGAUCCAAGAUAUCUUCAACCUAAAGAUGUCCACACACUUAUGUAUAGGGCAUUGAGGUAUAUGAUCAAGAGUCAACAUUUUUUCUCCUCUCCUUUUUUAAAGCUUUACUAGGUUUUUUUCAAGUGAAAUAUGCAAGUAAUUAUUUUUUAAGUACUAUUUUUAUUCCACUGUAUAAUGUGAAUCAUAAUAUGUGGAUUACCUUACAGUAGUAUGCU